UUUACUUUGAGUCAACGGACCUGUGCAGUGAAAGGUUUUUAUGACUUCACUGCUGUCCCUGAAUAUAACCGGAUACGACGUGGAAUGAGAAAUUAAUAAAUGAGAGUUUGGCGAAAAGUGCAACUCCAUUGAAUGCGCGUGCCUGCUGUUGCUGCUGCUGCUGGACUUCAUAUCAGAAAAAAAAGAAACAACCGGUGUUUGUUUUUCCGAUGGGAAGAAAUGACUGCCAAAAUAAAGGAAUAAUUUAAGCCUACUAAUAAUAACACACCAAGCACCCCGGAUCGAUCACCGAGGCUGGUUGAGGAGUCCACCUCACCUCUAAACUGGAUCCUUCUGCUUGCAUCGAUCCACGCAAUUGAUUGAUCCCCCUCAGACACAGCCUCAAAGGGAGAAGAUGCCGUUCCACCAUGUGACGGCAGGCCUGCUCUACAAGGAGAACUACCUGAGCCGCUCGCUGUCAGAGAGUGACAGCGAUGUGCUGGCCAGCAUCUCCGUUGAGGAGCUUGAUGAGAUCCGGGAGGCGUUUAAGGUGUUGGAUCAUGACGGAAACGGGUUCAUUUCCAAACAGGAGCUGGGUAUGGCCAUGCGCUCUCUGGGCUACAUGCCCAGUGAGGUAGAGCUGGCCAUCAUCAUGCAGAGACUAGACAUGGAUGGUGAUGGACAGGUUGAUUUUGAUGAGUUUAUGACGAUCCUUGGACCCAAACUCCUGUCGUCUGAAACAAGAGAAGGCUUCCUGGGCAGCACAAUAGAUAGCAUCUUCUGGCAGUUCGACAUGCAGAGAAUCACCCUGGAGGAGCUGAAACACAUCCUGUUCUACGCCUUCCGCGACCACUUGACCAUGAAGGACAUUGAGAACAUCAUCAUCAACGAGGAAGAGAGCCUGAAGGAAAACUCUGGGAACUGUCAGACAGAGUUUGAGGGAGUUCAUCCUUCAAAGAAGAACCGUCAGACCUGCGUGAGGAAGAGCCUCAUCUGCGCCUUUGCCAUGGCAUUCAUCAUCAGCGUCAUGCUCAUCGCCGCUAAUCAGAUGCUGAGGAACGGCAUGGAAUAGCUUCGCCCACUGUGAGCAGGGAACAAGCCAGCCUGCAUGUGCAUGCCAGUGGGUGAGGUCAUAUCCCUGUUGGAAAAUCACUACAAGGAAUAACACUCAAAAUAAUCAUCGAGAAGAUCCCUUUUUAAAAUUAUUCUUUAUUAUUAUUCUUCUUCGUUUCUUUGAACGAGUGGCACCUCUCCACCCGAAGCCAGCAUAAGGAGUCACGCAGGACUCCUCCCCCUUUACUCUGACAGGGACACUCAAGGGCUGACAUUACACAUAAUACUCUGUCGUGAUUGUUUCCCUGAUGCAAUAAAAUAAAAGUUUAAAAAAAACCGUUGAGUGCAGGAGUUCAGAGCUGCUCUCUUUUCCAGCUAGAUGUGACUGCAGAUCUGUCACCCACCAGGAGUCUGAUGAGCUACCAGGUCUGCAGUGUGGGCCCUGAAAGGGAAAGGGAGAAAGGGAACAAUUGCCCUCUUAUUAUAGUUCCUGGAAGCAUAAUGACAGACCUCGCAGCCACUCAAGCAGAAGGAGCUGUACCCGUCGGGCCGCAGCUCUAGCAGCUCCCAUGGUGCUACGAUACUUCAGCUCUCUAUCUUUCUAUUUUCAACUACUGAGUAUGUGGGCUGGUAUGAGGUGCUGGCAUCAGUUCAUCAGCCCUACACACCAAGCAGUCAAGAGAACAAAAUGUUAAAUGGUAACUCCAGGCUUGUGUGUUGGCCUUGUGAUGUUCAUGGAUGAACACGGUAGCUCUGAAAAUGUGGUUAUAGUUCUUCUGAACGUUGUUGGUUCAACACUGUUCAGGGUGCAAAAGAAUUUUCUGUGUCGUAUUAAAGGAAGAAUAUCCACCCUUUCCAUGUUCACACUGUUAUACAUAUCGUCUAUCUGUGGUGUUCAGUGCAAGGUGAUUUAAUUCAACUUUCAAGUAUGAAACAAUCGUAUUCGAAGACAAUGGUGAAAGCAAAAUAGCAAGAGGUUUUCCAGUCAACACGUGAAUUGAACCUUGUACUUUAAAUGCAGUACGUCUUUGCGGCUGUGAUGCACUCUUCUACCUGAACGUCUUUUAGUGCCCUCGCUAAAUGAAUCUUUGUGAUGCCACAUCAUCUGAGUUGCAAAACCAACACAUGAUUCUUUUUAACAGUGUUGAAGUGUUUUAGGGUGGGGGUUUUCUUUGUCCUUCAAAUCACAACAAAUUAAAUGAAUGAAUGAAUUAUAACUUAAUUUUCCCCACAAAUUGUUGUUGUCUGUGAUCUGUGUAUUGUUUGUUUCCCUUUAUAGGAAGUUAUAAUUUAUGAUGUACAUGAUUUGAUGUAUCCUUUAUUUGAUCAACAUUUAUUUUGUUGUGGUUUCUUUUUAAUGAAUCUUCAUCCAUCCAUGUGUGACUCUCACUGUUUAGAAAAUGUUCUGAAUUUGAAUCUGCAAAGAAUGCCACACAACAAAAUCAGUGUGUGCGACUUAUAUACUUACAUUAGAGUUCACCGAAUUUCCUUUAUUUCGAAACUGUCCCUGUUGUUAGAUAGAAGUCCCAGUGUAGACCACAGAUACAGAAUUGUGAAGGGGGGUGUCAAACUUUCUCACAGCACUGAAUGACUUAAAGACACGUCUUUACAUGUUGAUUCCCUCUGAGGUCGGCUCUGAACUCCUGCACUGACAUGUAACAUGUAUGUACAAACACCCAUGUUAUCAAGUGCAUGCGAUCAAGUCAGUGUCUUUUGUAAAUACCGUGACCCACGUCCGGACUGUCUCAAGGGUCUGCUGAAGGUGUGCAGAAUCUCUGUAUGUGCAUGACUGUCCGUGCUUUCUGCUCACUCGGGUUCAGAGGGGCAGGGAGGGAGUGCAGCAGAAAGAGAGGUGGAUGCCUCAUUACAAACACGUCAGACGCAGGCAGUGAAGGCCCUUUCUGCUCCCUCUCAACCCACUUGCCAAAGCCAUAGAACUCCACAGAGGUGAAACAGACAACACAGUAUUGACGCUUUUCCCUGUUCCUACAUGGAAACACAAGAUCAAUCUGACAUUGUUUUGGCAGAAAUCUGUCUGUCCUGUAAGAUUUGGCUUGUUGUUGUAAUUGUUUUUGCACUGUACCUGUCAUCCAUUCCUGUCAAAUGACAAGGGGGUUGCAGGUUUGUGCAAGAGCACCAUCUAGAGGUGAAGUGAGAUUUGUGGCAUUGUCCAUGUUGUUGUUUCUCCAUCUCAAAGCACUAUGGCAAUGUGAUGUCAGGCAGGACUGUCACAGCAUUAUAUUCACAAUGUCUGAUAAUUGUUGAUGUUAAAUGUUCAAAUAUGACAAUUUUUAUGUAUGUAUGUAUAGGUUGACUUUGAUCUACCAACACUGUGGGUAGAACAGCACUUGUAUUUGAGCACAGUGUAUUUAUAGGAAUAGAUUUCUUGCCUAUGGCCUAUGGCAAAAUACAUUUUGGAGACUGAAAGAAGAGCACUUUGUGCAAAGACAGUCUACAAAACCGUGUAGGUCACACUGGUUUUGAUUUUUUUUUUUUAUCUAAGAAAAUCACACUGAUUAAAAUGUAUUAUUUUUAAAAAUCUGUUAAUCUUGCAGUAGUGGUGGAAAUUUCACACCAAAUUCACAGCUAGUCACUGCUGGCAUGUUAACUGGAAAAGUGUUGAAUCAUUUAUUUGUUUUAUGAGAACAACUUUGUCUUUUAAAUUGUAUUAUGUUUGUUUUUUCUUAGUUACAGUUACUGUGGUUUCAGUGUUGCUGUAAUCAAACUGUCCCUGCAUAACGGUUGCAUGUCUAAAGAGUUUUAUUUUGGAGGAGAAACGCACAGUGUCUCUUCAGUAGCAUGGUAUUUUUGUUAUGUAACUUUGUACAUAGCUAAUAACAUAGCAUAUGUAUUAGACAAGCACACCAUAUACAUACUUUGCAUGUGCAAUAUUUAAACAUGUAGACUAUAGAAAGACUUUCAGUUGUACUAUUUAGUAGAGGCAUAAUAAUUAUGUAAUUGUAAAUACGGAAAUCUGUACAAAAGUCAAAGGAUUAAGCAUUGAUGCAAUAAA
Messenger RNA from Cottoperca gobio, 4045 nucleotides. RefSeq names its product calneuron 1 (gene caln1). NCBI's taxonomy places the organism in Eukaryota, Metazoa, Chordata, Actinopteri, Perciformes, Bovichtidae. The record is from RefSeq and is a predicted model, not a curated record. The transcript is spliced from 6 exons. The coding region runs from base 395 to 1051 and encodes 218 amino acids. Gene Ontology annotation, cellular component: trans-Golgi network membrane. Gene Ontology annotation, molecular function: calcium ion binding.